AUGACUUCAGUAUCGUUUAAAGUGGAUCCGGAAUAUGCAAAAAUAUCGGAAAUUAUUCCUGGCUUAUUUAUAUGCGGUGUAACUGCGUUAAAAAGAGAGAUUCUCGAUCGUUACGGCAUAUCUUUUAUCAUCAAUGCAACAACUGAAGUGCCAAAUCUUCGAUCACUUGGCCAUAUUCCUCGAGUGAAAUUAUGGCUUGAAGAUACGCCACAAGCAAAUAUAUAUCAACAUUUGGAAAUCUAUAGUGAUCAAAUUGAAAGAAUAUUAUCAGAUGGUGGUCGAGUUCUAGUGCACUGUGUAGCCGGAGUGUCGCGAUCAGCGUCAAUUUGUCUUGCUUAUCUUACGAAAUACAAAUGUCGAUCACUUCGUGAUGCAUAUCGUUUAAUGUCAUUAAAAAGGCCAUUAGUUAGACCAAAUCUAGGUUUUUGGAGGCAACUUAUUCAAUUUGAACAGGAAAUAAAGCGAUCGGUUGGCUCUGUACGCCUCAUUCUAGUCGAUUCUCAGCCAGAAAAUUAUUUACCCGAUGUUUACCUUAGGAAAGUUUACGAUGAAAAUGAUGAAGAAUCAGGAAAUGAGAAUUUUUCAAGCGUCGAAAAACGACCACAUCUUCAACGAAGCCGUAAAAAUCGCUUUAGGCCAGUUCUCGAACCACUUUUCGAAACAACCGAAACGGUUGGAGUAACUGCUUGA
Messenger RNA from Dracunculus medinensis (Guinea worm), 690 nucleotides. The record is from the annotation of a GenBank genome assembly. Lineage: Eukaryota; Metazoa; Nematoda; Chromadorea; Rhabditida; Dracunculidae.